Aspergillus chevalieri is the source of this 789-nucleotide messenger RNA. RefSeq lists its product as uncharacterized. Bases 1 to 789 code for a protein of 262 amino acids. The record is from RefSeq and is a predicted model, not a curated record. Lineage: Eukaryota; Fungi; Ascomycota; Eurotiomycetes; Eurotiales; Aspergillaceae. The transcript has a single exon.
AUGGUCUCGACCUUUCGAGCAGAAUCUCCAAACACUUGGGCUGAAGGGAGUUUCUACGCACGGGGACAGCUUGUGCCAGACCAAACUGAAGGAAAGGGCAGGAACGGCCCCUUCACAAAGCUCAAGCUACGCUGCUUUCUUCUGACCCCUGAGGCCCUCGAAGCAUUGGUCUGCUGGCCCAAGCGCCUGGAAGUGUUCCAGCUAAAGUUCUCAUUCGGAGAUGACUACAGCACAAUGGGGCUACAUACCGAGUGGACACUGGCAAUGUUAAAACAGAUCUUAGCCAUCCACCGAAGUACAUUGCGCUCGAUCAAGUUAUACGCUGUGAACGUCGCCGGGCUGGCAGAUUUCGACCUGCGAGAAUUUGAAAGUCUAGAGGAAUUGAGUCUCUCUUCUGCAUGUACUGGUCACCAAUAUCCUGUCCAAAGCUAUAUGAUGGGGUCUUUUACCAACCUGCUUGCUCCGCGCCUUCGUGUUUUUCAGUGGGAUUUGACACUCGAGAAUCAACAGCAUUGCGAGGGGAUGGACAGCUUUGACCAAAAAGAGGAAGAUUGGUUGCGGGCGCUGGUGCGCGAAGCACUUGCACGCGGAUGUCCACUCCAAAGUAUUGAAAUAAAAUUUACACCCAGUUCUAGCCACUGCUUCAAUGGCAUCUAUCCGUGGGACCGAAUGGAUGCCCUGGGGGCUGACUUACGCCCAUACGGAAUCAAAGUGCGCUACAAUACUCCUUCCAUUAACAGGGAGGAGUUUUCAAAAACCGUGGAAAACACCAAAAAGCAGGAAGCUUAG